AGCUAUACAAUCAGCUCAUGCCCCUGAUCCCGUAAUGACUGUGAUAACUGUUAACCCGGUCUUCAUUCACAGAAAGCAAGUCAGCCAACUGCAGACGACUGCAGUUUACUUGUGCUCGACAGUCGAAUGCUCAGCUACCAUACACUUGAUAAUGGUCCCGACAAAGAGAAAUAUGAAACACUUCAUGUCAUAAUUCCCAUGUUCUCUCAAUAGUUUGCAGCUCUAUUAUACCUGUAUCCCAAGUGUUUC
Bipolaris sorokiniana ND90Pr is the source of this 249-nucleotide messenger RNA. RefSeq lists its product as uncharacterized. Bases 35 to 193 code for a protein of 52 amino acids. Lineage: Eukaryota; Fungi; Ascomycota; Dothideomycetes; Pleosporales; Pleosporaceae. The record is from RefSeq and is a predicted model, not a curated record. The transcript has a single exon.